Messenger RNA from Anneissia japonica, 1148 nucleotides. Its product is annotated as fibropellin-3-like. Gene Ontology annotation, molecular function: calcium ion binding. The coding region runs from base 301 to 906 and encodes 201 amino acids. Gene Ontology annotation, biological process: establishment or maintenance of epithelial cell apical/basal polarity; heterophilic cell-cell adhesion. NCBI's taxonomy places the organism in Eukaryota, Metazoa, Echinodermata, Crinoidea, Comatulida, Comatulidae. The transcript has 6 exons. The record is from RefSeq and is a predicted model, not a curated record. Gene Ontology annotation, cellular component: protein-containing complex; plasma membrane.
UUGCAUCAGCUUUUUUUUUUGGCAACACAAUUUUUGCUUUUUCAAGGAGCUAUUGUUCUGAAUAAUCAUUAAUAAUCAUAAUGCUAAUAUUAGAAAGUUUCUUUCUAUUUCAACAAUCAUCCAUGUAACCUAUAAAGUACAAGAAAUUGUAUAACUUCAUUUAAACCAUGCAUUUGCUUGUAAAUCAUCUUCAUUUGUGUUUCUAUACCAUCUUCUUUCAAUGUGCAUUCUCUAGUUUUGCCUUGUUAUCAAAAUCCUUGCCUAAAUGGUGGAACAUGCACAACGUUUGGCAGUGUUGAUAUGUGUCGUUGUACAAGUAACUACAUCGGAAGUGUAUGCCAGUUCUCAACUAUUUGCAAUCCUGAUCCAUGUCAAAAUGGUGGAUUCUGUACAGUUCAACCAGACGGAAGUCAAAGAUGCUCGUGCGUAAACAGCUUCUCAGGAAUCUCAUGUCAAAUUGCACCACUGAACGAUUGUGAUAGCAAUCCUUGCGUAAAUGGAGUUUGCUUUGAUAGUGAUGAAGGGUUUGUGUGCACAUGUCAAGAUGGAUAUAUUGGAGAGAGAUGUAAUACAGAAUUUGAUACCUGUAAUCCAAACCCAUGUAAUAAUGGAGGAGUUUGCACAAUUGUGUCUGACCGUUUUGAAUGUGCCUGCCAAAUUGGAUUCACUGGAGAAACAUGUGGUACUGCUACCUCAAAUCAGUGUACUGAUAGUUACUGUAAAAAUGGUGGUACUUGCUCGUUUGAUGGCUCUGUUACGACUUGCUCAUGUUCUCCAGGGUACGCAGGAGCGCAGUGCCAAGAUAAAACAUUCAACACAAUAUUAAACAGUGCGUCAAGGAUUCGUCUGACUGGGUACGGGCUGUCGGUGCUAGCCCUCAUUCUUACUGCUCGGGUGAUGAUGUAAAGAGGACCUGUGGUACCACACUCGGCUAGCUUUUCUUACAUUCAACCUCAUUUUGAUUCUGUCAUCAUCGUGGUGAUUCUAUUCAUUACCCAUGUGAAUAUUUCAGUUAACAUAGACAGACAGACAGACAUUAAAGUUUAUCUGUUUACUAUAUAUCAACUUGGGACCUCAGUAUAUAAUUUAUAACUUUCAUAAUAUAAUGAUAAAUAUUCAUGACUAGCCUAUUAUUGAAAUUUAUGUAA